This is a messenger RNA of Oldenlandia corymbosa var. corymbosa, 1152 nucleotides long. The record is from the annotation of a GenBank genome assembly. Lineage: Eukaryota; Viridiplantae; Streptophyta; Magnoliopsida; Gentianales; Rubiaceae.
CAAAAUCCUUCUCCUUCUCUUCCACGUCACUAAACACAUUAAGCUAAAAAUGGGUUCAAAGAGCAUCAAAUUUUUAGCUUUUUUGCUUCUCCUAAACCUUGUAUUUUUCUCCCUUGUCAGUGCAUGUGAUGAAUGCCCAAAGCCAAAGCCAAAGCCAAAGAAGCCUAAAUGUCCUAAACCUUCUCCCAAACCUAAAUCUCCUAAAACUAAAUCCCCAAAGCCAGCUUCUCCUCCUCCUCCUCCUCCACCUGAAUCUCCUAAAGCGACUUGCCCAAUUACCCUAGAUCUAAACCCAUGUCUUGGGUUGCUUAAUCUUGCUGGGAUCAUCAACAUCGGAUUAUUUUCUGAAGCUCAAUGUUGUCCGCUUCUUGAUGAUCUUGCUGACCCUGAUGCUGCUGCUUGCCUUUGCAAUGCCGUCAAGGUCAAAGUUCCUGGCAUUAUCAACUUAAUUCUUCCAGUUAACAUUAAUCCGAUCUUCGAGCGGUGUCACAGGACUUGCCCUGAGAAGUUCCAGUAUUGCUCCUAUUAGGACAAUAAUCAAUUGAACCUUUUUGUUUUUCAUCUUAAGAAGUUGUUUCUUCUUGAUGUAUGUUUUCCAAUUUUUUCAAAACUUUCAUGUUGAUUUUUCCGUUUGACUAUUUAUUUUUUCCUACGUUUUGUUCCCCGGACCCUUUGAAAUGUCCAAGCUUGAUAAAUCAAAGAACAGUUCGAUUGUGAUUAGAUGAUGGAGAGCAUUUCUUCAUGAACAUUUUGAAGCCUUUUCUGAAGUUAUGCAUGCAGGCUGCAGGCAGUAUAAUCUAUGAGUAUUGGUUUGACUUUGCAACUUCAGUUACCAGCCAAGCGAUUGCAUAUGUACGUUUAUUAGGGUUUGGACUUUGGAGUACUUUUAUGAAUUAUUUUGACCGAAGCCAAAGCCAAAGCCAAAGCCAAAGAAGCCUAAAUGUCCCGUUUGAUUAUGUAUUGUUCCCGUCCCCUUGACAUAUCCAAGCUUGGUUUAAGUGAAAAGCAAGAGUAUUUCGAAUGUGAUUAAGAAAAUGGUAUCAUUUUCCUGAUGAACAUUUUGAAGCCCGAUUUAGAUCGUAUUCAUGCAGAUGCAGCCCGAUUUAUGUACAAGUAUGAAUGUAUCUUUGGUUUUGCAAAUUUAGACACCGG